CGCUUGUCCAGGCGGCGGUGCUCGCGAUAACUGCUGUAAGACAGCCGCAGGCUCGCACCACUGCAACUGCAGUGCGCUCGCGGUCGUUGUUGGCUCGAAUCCACUGAGUUUGCGCAUCUCUCCGCUCUUUCACCUUGCGCACUGCAAUUUGCACUCAGUCGCCGCUUUCUCUCAUUUAUCGCGGUUGCGUAUAAACGGCAUCGCUGCUGAGCUCCAUUGCAUUUGCUCAUUACGCAGAAGCGUUGCACCGUCCAGGAACUGCAGCUCAUCAACGAUGCAGCGCCUCCUAGCGCUCUUCGCCGCCGCGACCGCGUUAUACGUAACGCCGCCGCCGCGCCUCCGACGCACAACAGUCAAAGGCGACAACGACGACGUCACCGAGGCCGAUGUAAGGAAAUGGAUGGAGAGCGCCGACGUCGACGAAUUGUUAAAAGGCGGCAUCGACUUAGAGGAAAUAGAAGAGCGCGAGCUGCCGGAGAUGAAAAUAGAUAAGAAGGAGUACGACGCGUCGCCGUACGUGGGAGACUUCGACGGCACGGACGACGAAUUGGAGGCGCCCUGGCGGACGGAGGCGGCCCAGAUUUGUCGGGAGGCCAUCGCCGCCAUCGGCUUGGAGUGCGCGGACGUGUUCUGGGAGCCAGGAGUCCUACGCUUGACGGUCAAGAAGUCAAAUGGCGAGGCGCCCGACGCCGAGGAGACGGCCGACGCUUCAAGAGCUGUCGUGGCCGCGCUCGAGCCGCGCGACGACGAUUUGCGCGUGCUCGCGCGUCAUGGGGUUGAGGUCACGUCGCCGGGCGCGUCCGACCUGAUCACGACGCAAGCGGCCUUCGAGGCCUUCAAGGGCUUUGACGUCACCGUGCGGACGCUGAACCCCAUCGAGGGCGGCGAGGAGCGCACCAUCGAGGGGCGGCUCCAGGAGCGGACCACGACGGACGUCGUCAUCAACGUCAAGGGCCGCAUGGUGAAGAUUCCCUGGCACCUGGUGGGCGAGGUGCGGCUGCCGCCCGCGAAGAGCGAGUAGUUAUC
This is a messenger RNA of Pelagomonas calceolata, 1026 nucleotides long. Lineage: Eukaryota; Pelagophyceae; Pelagomonadales; Pelagomonadaceae. The record is from the annotation of a GenBank genome assembly.